AAAACCCCUCAUCACCCACUCUAUGCUUUCUCGAACGGUCACCAUGGCCACCUCCAAAGCCGACUACUACCACCCCAUACACGUACCCAUUCCCCCGCACCAGAACUACGUCGUUCUAACCCCAUACUACCACUCCUCCAACCGUAACCGCUUUCGUAUAAUCUGCACCGGUUUGAUCAUCCUCCUAGCCGCCGUUGUUUACAUCUUCUGGCCCACCGACCCUGACGUCAAGAUCGUUAGGCUCCGCCUGAACAGGAUCCACGUCCACACUUUUCCCCGCGUAUCCGUGGACAUAUCCAUGUUCGUGACGGUGAAGGUCCGAAACACCGACGUUUACUCUAUGGACUACACGAUGAUUGACGUGGCAGUCGGGUACAGGGGAAAGAAGCUGGGUCACGUGAGGUCUGACCGGGGACACGUGAGGGCCAGAGGGUCGUCCUACGUGGAUGCCCUGCUGGAAUUCGACGGAGUGGAGCUCAUGUCCGACGCCAUGUACCUGCUUAAGGACCUAGCCAAGGGUAGGGUGCCGUUCGAUACUCGAACGGAGAUUAAAGGCCAGCUCGGCCUGUUCUUCAUUCAAGUCCCACUGUCGGCAAAAGUAUCAUGUGAGGUGUUGGUAAAUACAAUCAAUAAUACAAUUGCUCGGCAGAAUUGUGUCACUGAGUGAUGAAUUUGACUGCCAUGCACAAGGUGCCGCACAGCAAGAAGGUUCAGAGGGUGUCUAAGCUCCCUAAAUUUGUUUACAUAUUGAAACAGGUUCGAGUAUAUGAACUUUGAAGCAUGGAUAGUCCAUGCUAAUAUUCUAUACACCACAUGCCUGGUUUCUGUAGUCAUAAGAUAUAAUUUUGUAAUGUUGGGUGGGCAUUGUGAAAUAUAUAUAUAUAUAUAUAUAUAUAUAUAUUUUAAUAUAUGGUGAUUGUAGGGGAAGUGGCUCGGGUGUAAAGAUAAUUAUUCUCUGAUAAUUUAUUACAGAGACAAUUAAAUAUUACCUUUACCUACCAGAACUUCUAAGUAGUUUUGUGCAAGUGCUUUUGGGAAUCAAGCCAGGGUUAUGACGGUUGCAUGGUGAAUAUAUUCUUUGUGGUGGUGGUGUUUACAGAGGGGAGGCUUUUGUUUUUUGAUUCUUUUUUUUUUUUUUUUUUUUUUUACCAUAGUGGCAAGUGAGUGGUGCAACUUGUGCUGGUUUACUUUGGUUUGGCCUGAAAUAGCGAACCUGAAGGUUAAAUUUGCAAGUUCAAGAGCUAAAAUCAGAAGGUUGAGUAUUGGGAACCAAACCAACCGGCAAAAGCCUCGUUUUAAUACCUCGUAGCCCACGCAUUCAACUUGGCCCACCAGUAAGCAAGUUUCCAGCUUCAUUUCCAUUGAAUCCAAAAAGAACCCAGAACAAAACAAAGAAACCGAAACGACUGGUUGGAACCUUGUGCCAGCGCGUCCACCUUUACCGCCUCAUAGCUCAUGCUCUUUGCGAUGAGGUUGCCGCCAGAGCGAGCCACUGCUGCAGAUAAGAUUCAUCCUUUAGGACCAGUCCUCCCGUGUGCUUAUAAUUCUACUGAGAAAUAAAAAGCCAACAAAAAAGCACUCUCUUUUUCUGAAAACAAAUCCAAAAACUUUUCUCUUACCUCACCUUUCCUUGGCUUCUUUGCCUACCUUGCUUUUCUUCACUACUAAGAAUGGAACAUAGUGAUCUCUCCUAAUUCUAAUCAAAUAUAUAUAUAUAUAUAUAUAUAUAUAUAUAUAUAUAAGCCAUCAACCGAAAAUAAGAAGAAGAAUAAACCCUGAUGUGUCACCCAGACUCUUUCUUGGUUGAAGUCGCCGAUGACCGGAGAAAUAGAAGAAGAAGCAGGCAAUUUGCAUGGGCAGAGAUGGCCACGGUGGAAGUGGCUAACCAGCAAGCAGAAACCGUGCUAGCUAGAGAGGUCAAUAGAGAUGGGGCGACAAAGAAGUACUGCAUGUGUUCCCCCACACGCCACCCGGGUUCUUUCAGGUGUAGAUAUCAUCGGUCUGAGUAUAUAUGGCUAGGACGAAGAGGACCCAUGUCCAGCUAGAUUUUACACGCUUUGUUGCACUUGCAUACAUAGGAAAAAGGAUUUACCUGCUAAAAGCCUAAAACAUCCAUGUACUUUGUGCUUCCCAAGUAAUAAAAUUCUGGCAUAU
Molecule: messenger RNA, 2154 nt
Organism: Juglans microcarpa x Juglans regia
Lineage: Eukaryota; Viridiplantae; Streptophyta; Magnoliopsida; Fagales; Juglandaceae
Exons: 3
Coding region: 23-667 (214 amino acids)
Cellular component (GO): plasma membrane
Source: RefSeq, a predicted model, not a curated record